Molecule: messenger RNA, 1327 nt
Organism: Vigna angularis (adzuki bean)
Lineage: Eukaryota; Viridiplantae; Streptophyta; Magnoliopsida; Fabales; Fabaceae
Exons: 8
Coding region: 270-1106 (278 amino acids)
Biological process (GO): U6 snRNA 3'-end processing
Cellular component (GO): nucleus
Molecular function (GO): 3'-5'-RNA exonuclease activity
Source: RefSeq, a predicted model, not a curated record
UUUCCGUCUCACCAUACACUGCACUCCUCACACUAAAUCUCUGAGUUGCUCCAGUAAAUCACCCUCUAAAUUAAUCCCAACCCGAAAAGUGUGGUUUGUUCGGUUCCUUUAAGCUCUCAUCAUCACCCCUGAGCUCGCUGUGAUCAUGAAGGUCGUCAUGACCAUUUGUUCCUGUAAGCUUGAUGAUUUGAUCCCACCAAUUCAUAGUUUUUAAUUUCAAAUCCUGUGUGUGUAAAAGGAUCUUCGUAUAUUAUAAAGUUUAGACUGAAAUGGAGGCAUUGAAAUCAUGUUAUGGUGAUGGAUCUUCUGAUUCAGAUUCGGAAUCUGCACCUUCAGCUCCAACCUCUGCUCCCCCAGCAGUAUUCACACCAUUGCCGCCACCUCCUAUCUCUCUCCUUGACCCGACAACAUUUCUUGAUCUGCAGACAGGUCAGACAACAAGAGUUAGGAGCUUCCCUCACGUUGAUGGUAACUAUGCCUUACAUGUUUACAUACCAAUUAACAUUUCAUCUCCGUCGAAGAAAGAACUAUCUGCUUUCUUGAAAAAAGUGUCAUCUCGGGUGCCAAAUCUUAAUGUUGUUGAUGUUGAUGUCCCAUUAAACAUCCUGUGCCAACAUGAUGAGAAGCUCGAACAAGUUGCCUUAGGAAGAGAAUUUCACAUAAGUUUGGGAAGAACUGUUCCAAUACGAGUGCACCAGAUUGACUCAGUGAUCUCAAUGCUCAAACAGAAGCUUCACAUCCAACGCCAGUAUUGGAUAGACUUUCACAAGUGGGAGGUCUUUAUUAAUGAUGAUCACACACGCACCUUUCUCUCGGUAGAAGUUGUUCAAAGAGGGUUAAUAGAGAUUACAAAGCAAAUUGAAACAGUCAAUACAAUUUACAGACUUCAUAAUCUUCCUGAGUUUUACAAGGAUCCACGUCCGCACAUAUCCUUGGCAUGGUCACCGGGUGACAUUGCCCAUUCACUGAAGAAAGUUGUUGACGAGGAAAUGAAGUACAAUGCGGGAAAAUCUUUCAAGAGUAUUUUUAGCUGUAAAUUCAAAGGUAUUGAAUGUAAGAUUGGCAAGAAAGCAUAUGUAAUAUGCAAAAUUCCCGAUGGACAAUAAUAAUUCGUGCUUUCUAAAGAAAAUGUUUCCUAAAAUGUUGGGUUUUCUUUAUUUGGUGGCAAUCUGAUCAUGAAUAGAUUACCAGGGAGAUGUGAAUGUGUAACAUAACAUCGUUAUUUAUUCCUUGUGAGUUGUAGACUACACCAAAUGCUUGUAGGAGUUCAUCAAAGCUUUGUAGAGAUUACUUCAUGAAAUAUUAUCAUUAUUGACAUAUUCAGAGA